AUGCAGCAAAAACCCGGCACAGGGGACAGGACAACAUGGCUGCUGCUGCGGGCCGAUACUACGGAGAAGGCGGCAGAGCAACGAAAAGACAGAAAACUGAGGACGGAGGAAUGACAACGGAGAGCUACGAUGAUCCUCAUAAACCUCUGCCCUCCCCGGUGGUGCACAUCAGGGGCUUGGUGGACGGAAUCAUGGAGGCUGACCUGGUGGAGGCUCUGCAGGAGUUUGGAGCCAUCAGUUACGUGGUUAUGAUGCCCAAGAAGCGCCAGGCCCUGGUGGAGUAUGAGGACAUGAAUGGCUCCUGCAAUGCUGUUACAUAUGCAGCAGAAAACCAGGUUUACAUUGCAGGCCACCCCGCCUUCAUCAAUUACUCCACGAGCCAAAAGAUCUCCCGGCCAGGAGACUCAGACGACACUCGGAGCGUCAACAGUGUGCUGCUGCUCACCAUCAUAAACCCCAUCUAUCCUAUCACCACGGAUGUUCUCUACACCAUUUGUAACAACUGUGGUCCUGUACAGAGAAUUGUCAUCUUCAGAAAGAAUGGGGUGCAGGCCAUGGUGGAAUUUGAUUCGGUCCAAAGUGCUCAAAGGGCCAAAGCCUCUCUGAAUGGGGCAGACAUCUAUUCUGGCUGCUGCACUCUAAAGAUUGAGUAUGCCAAGCCAGCACGCCUUAAUGUCUUCAAGAAUGAUCAGGACACGUGGGACUAUACAAACCCCAACCUCAGCGGCCAAGAUGCUGAUGGUGAAGGCAAUUGGAACAAUUCACAAGAUCCCAAUGCCAAUCCCAACAAACGCCAGAGGCAGCCUGCUCUUCUGGGAGACCACCCACCGGAUUAUGGUGGCCCUCAAGGAGGUUAUCAUGGCUACAAUGACGACAGCUACGGCCCCCCUCCUCCGCACCGCAUGGGGCCUGGUAUGGGCGGGCGUGGUCGUGGUAGCCAACGCUAUGGCCCUGGUUAUGGACCACCACCCCCCGAGUACGGUCCUCAUGCUGACUCCCCAGUUCUUAUGGUUUAUGGCCUUGAGCCCUCUAAGAUCAACGCCGACAAGGUCUUCAACAUUUUCUGCCUUUAUGGCAAUGUAGAGAGGAUUAAGUUCAUGAAGAGUAAGCCUGGAGCAGCUAUGGUGGAGAUGGGAGACUGUUAUUCUGUGGACAGGGCCAUCACUCACCUCAACAAUAAUUUCCUGUUUGGACAGAAACUCAAUGUUUGUGUGUCCAAGCAGCAGGCUAUUGUGCCAGGACAGUGCUAUCAGUUAGAGGAUAAUACUAGCAGCUUCAAAGAUUUCCACGGAUCCCGAAACAACCGCUUCACCUCCCCAGAGCAGGCAGCCAAGAACCGUAUUCAGCAUCCCAGCAAUGUCCUACACUUCUUUAAUGCACAGCCUGACAUCUCCGUAGAGAUCUUCAAUCAGGUCUGUGAUGAACUGGGAAUUAAGAGCCCCACAAGUGUGAAACUUUUCACUGGAAAGAGUGAGCGAAGUUCGUCUGGCCUUCUGGAGUGGGAAUCCAUCAACGAUGCCAUGGAAGCCCUAGCUCUGAUGAACCAUUACCAGAUGAAAAACCCUAGCGGACCUUACCCGUACACACUGAAGCUGUGUUUCUCAACCACACACCAUGCCAACUAAAUACUCUCCACUCAACCCAUUUUUAAUGUUUUGUUUCUCCUCAUAGAGUAUACUGCAGUUCUGUUGUCAUGUCCCAUUAAAAUGUUCAAUCAGUAUUGACUACAAUUAAGACUAACAUGCUGUAGGACAUGUUACUUUAACUAUGAUUUAUUAUACCUUAACUAUGUUUUUCAAUCAGUUGUUAAUUUUGUACUUUCACAACACUAGAUUUGAAUAACCCCUCACUACCCUAAAAUAACAGUUCAGUGUGAACCUCAGUUUUUGUUUUUUAAAUCAAGUAAACAGUAACCAUAGUGUGAACACUGCUAUAACCAGUGGUCACAUGGUCAGAUGGUUUGUAUUAUAUCUUUCAUCAUUUCUCCACUCUCUUUACAGGGAAGCAUACAUACAUUGAUUCACAGGUUCUUGCAAAGAGAAGCAGCUGUAGUUUUCUGGAUGUAAAAAGUCACACUGACAUCUCUGUACUGAAAUGGUUAGGGUGCCUUCCAUAUGUUGAUACCUGGACUACAGAACACUAUCACUGUAAAGAUGAAAGGAUGGAAGACAAGAAGGAGAUGGUUAUCUGCUAGAGGAGUGCUCAUUCACUGUCAAGAUUUCGAUGUCAAGUUGUCACUUUUUUAGUAAAUAAUACUGUGAAAAUUA
Messenger RNA from Epinephelus lanceolatus (giant grouper), 2267 nucleotides. Lineage: Eukaryota; Metazoa; Chordata; Actinopteri; Perciformes; Serranidae. The record is from RefSeq and is a predicted model, not a curated record.